AUUAAUGUGCAAGGAUAUUUAUAAGAAAGGUUCAUCGAAAGGUGUAGACCCAAUGCCUUUUUUGGGUGGUAUAGGAAUAAGGAUACGCUCGCUUUAAUAGGCAAGACAGCCGCGUUUGUAACGGUCUUCCUUGUGUAUGCACAAAUGGAAAAUUCCGAGAAGAUUGAAUUCAGAUUCGGUAUAAUUGUGACAACAUUGUUCUUGCUCUUAAUAGCGUCUCCAUUGAUACACCUCGGAGAAGUUAUAAGGACACAGAAUACAGAUAUUCUUCCGUUUCCGCUUAUAUUUAUGGGUACUCUAGCCUCGUUUCAAUGGCUGUUAUAUGGCCUCAUAAUUAAUAACACAUUUGUCAUCUUUCAGAAUGUGAUAGGUUUUCUUCUAUCCGUGGUGCAAAUGUCGUUAUUUGUGAUAUUUCCCUCAAAGUCGAAAGCCAAAUUAAACAGUCAAGAGAAGAUGGAUUAACAAAACAAUCGUGAAUAUUACAAAUUAUUUGUUGUAUCUUAAAAUACUGUACUUUAGUUUAGUAUAAAAUGUUCCAACAAACCAGUACUUACAAACCAAUGAUUGCGAUUUAUACAGAAGACAUAAAUCCUGAAUAAUUUGUAAUAUUAUUUACGAGAGAAAGAUAAUUCUAUUUUUAACUAGAUUAUUCUUCGAAUAAAUAGUUCUAUUUCUCAUUGAA
Megachile rotundata (alfalfa leafcutting bee) is the source of this 682-nucleotide messenger RNA. RefSeq names its product sugar transporter SWEET1. Gene Ontology annotation, biological process: carbohydrate transport. Lineage: Eukaryota; Metazoa; Arthropoda; Insecta; Hymenoptera; Megachilidae. Gene Ontology annotation, molecular function: sugar transmembrane transporter activity. Gene Ontology annotation, cellular component: membrane. The record is from RefSeq and is a predicted model, not a curated record.